Aspergillus terreus NIH2624 is the source of this 567-nucleotide messenger RNA. Its product is annotated as actin-related protein 2/3 complex subunit 3. The record is from RefSeq and is a predicted model, not a curated record. Gene Ontology annotation, biological process: regulation of actin filament polymerization; Arp2/3 complex-mediated actin nucleation. The transcript has 6 exons. Gene Ontology annotation, molecular function: actin filament binding. Gene Ontology annotation, cellular component: Arp2/3 protein complex; cytoskeleton. Lineage: Eukaryota; Fungi; Ascomycota; Eurotiomycetes; Eurotiales; Aspergillaceae. The coding region runs from base 1 to 567 and encodes 188 amino acids.
AUGCCGGCAUACCACUCCAUCUUCCUCGAGGAUCGGGACAUCCCCGUAAUAGGAAACUUCCCGGUCCUCCCCCUCCGCACUCGCACACGCGGCCCCGCAUACACCCUCCCCCCGCUACCCCCCAACACCCUCGACAUCGAUGUGUCUCCGGAGAGCGAGUCGUACGACUGCGUGGACGAGAUCCUGUCCCUUUUCCGGGCCAAUGUCCUGUUCCGCAACUUCGAGAUCAACGGCCCUGCCGACCGCAUGCUUAUCUACGGAACCCUGUUUAUCAGUGAAUGCUUGACCAAGGUCCGGCCGAGCAUGUCGGCCCUCGAGGCCGGAAAGGCCCUGAACAACGUCGCGCUCGACCAAUUUGCUAUCCCCGGCGAUGCGUCCUUCCCGCUGAACCAGGCUUUCGAGCCCCCCCGGGACCGUCAGGACGCGGAGACGCUGCGAGCAUACCUUUCGCAGGUGCGACAGGAGAUCGCCGUCCGGCUACAUGCGAGAUUAUACCCUGGUGGUGAAGGCCCUUCGAAGUGGUGGUUGAGCUUUGCGAAGAGAAAGUUCAUGGGCAAGAGCCUCUAG